UCGACUUCAUUUCUAGAGAAGAAGAAGAAGAAGAAGAAGAAGAAGAAGAUAUUCUGCUGUUCAAACGGAAUCCGCUAUGGGUAUACAGCCUUCGUUUCUGGCCUGCCUCUUCAUACUGUCUACGCUAUCGGAAACGGGUUUCGGGACCCUGGUGCAUAAGAAAGGGAACAUCGUCACGCUUUCUCUAAGCCGGAAGGAAGAAGGCCAGAGCUCCCCUAGAGAUGUGGUGGAGAGAGCGAGUGGAUGUAUCAAGCCCCCGACUAUAGUAGACUGUCGAGACUUGGACAUUCUACGCAAUGCCGCUAUGCAACGGCAUCCUUCGAGGGAUGCUGAGCUGGAGAACGGGCGAAGAGAAUCCCUGCUCGGCCUCGUGGGAUUCAUGCUGGAGAAAAUGACCGGUCACCACUUCUAUCUCGUCCACGACCGAGGGAUCGAUGACAUUUCAGAUCCGAUUAUAAGAAAGAUGCAAGCUUAUGGAGACGUAACCGUGUUCGAAUAUGACGCAGGCCUAAUCGCCUUGCGACAAAUGAUUAGUGGGUUCUACCAUACGGGAAACCUUAGGAAUAUACUCGUCAUUUGCUCGUCGAAGGCAACGCUAGAGUUAUUUCGCAAGAUAACAGAAAUGUACCUGCAGACGCCAACCGUCCAUUGGUUUGUUAUAUUGCAAGACAACAUUGCCACAGACAUUGCCGGUGUCAUUAAGGAAGGCACCCAGAUAACCACGGCAGUUUUUGGGAAAAAGAUCCAGGUACCAGUUUUCGGUUUCCUACGUUAA
Molecule: messenger RNA, 775 nt
Organism: Macrobrachium nipponense
Lineage: Eukaryota; Metazoa; Arthropoda; Malacostraca; Decapoda; Palaemonidae
Exons: 6
Coding region: 77-775 (232 amino acids)
Source: RefSeq, a predicted model, not a curated record